This is a messenger RNA of Amphibalanus amphitrite, 1612 nucleotides long. Its product is annotated as methionine aminopeptidase 1D, mitochondrial-like. NCBI's taxonomy places the organism in Eukaryota, Metazoa, Arthropoda, Thecostraca, Balanomorpha, Balanidae. The transcript is spliced from 6 exons. Bases 88 to 1101 code for a protein of 337 amino acids. Gene Ontology annotation, biological process: proteolysis. The record is from RefSeq and is a predicted model, not a curated record. Gene Ontology annotation, molecular function: metalloaminopeptidase activity.
UUAUCUGUAAGAAUCUUGGCAUUGUCCAAGAUCAUUUUUAUUUUGUUUUGUCACUUGUGACAUUUUCUUGUUGUUAUAAUUUUAAAGAUGAUCGCCAGAACUUUGUGGAGGCUGACACACUGUGAAUUACUGACAGUUAGGCCGCAUGGCCAACAACGACGAUUGCUGUUCUGGAGAAAGGGAAUGAAAACCAAUGGAUUCGGCUCAGCAUUUGGUAAUUUCUCUCUGGUCGAGCCAGGGACAGUGUUGCCUGCGCAGCCAGUCCCUGACAGCAUUCAGAGGCCACCAUGGGCAGAGUCUGGUGUGCCCAGUGAUCCUCCAGCUGAGGCUGACUGCAAGUCAAAGGAUGAUCUAGGGAAGAUGAGGAGGGCAUGCAGACUGGCCAGCAAGAUUUUACAUGCUGCCAAACAGCUGGCAAAGCCGGGUGUGACCACUGAGGAGAUUGAUCGGCUGGUGCACCGGCUGACCGUGCAGCACGGCGCCUACCCGUCACCACUCAACUACCGUGGCUUCCCAAAGUCGGUCUGCACGUCAGUCAACAACGUGGCCUGCCACGGCAUCCCCGACGAUCGGCCGCUCGAGGACGGCGACAUCAUCAACAUCGACGUCACCGUGUUUCUGGACGGUCACAACGGCGACUGUUCGGAGACGUACCCGGUGGGGCAGGUGGACCAGCAGGGUCUGCGGCUGAUCGAGGCGGCGCGCCGCUGUCGGGACGACGCCAUCGCCAUCUGCCGGCCCGGUGUGCCGUUCUCAGAGAUCGGCAGCCGGGUGGAGCUCUCAGCUGGACACUUAGACCACGCCGUGGUGCCGGCGUUCAUAGGCCACGGCAUCGGCCGCUACUUCCACGGCCCGCCCGAGAUUUACCACUGCUGGAACUCGUACCCGGGGACCAUGCGGCCGGGCAUGACCUUCACCAUAGAGCCGGUCAUCAGUCAGGGUUCGCGGGAGAUUGUGCUGCUGGAGGACGGCUGGACGGCCAUCUCAGGCGACGGGAGCCGGUCGGCGCAGUUCGAGCACACCGUCCUCAUCACGGAGGACGGCGUGGAAAUCCUCACCGAGCACCGGCCUGAGGACGACCUGGCUGUGGAAGGCAGCUGAGGACUCCAGUAUCCUCACUGUGGGUCUGCAGGGCGCCUGAACUCCGCCGCGGGGCCGGUGGACGCCCAGGAGUCUUCUCAGGCCCCAGGAGAAAGAAAGGCUAAUAUUUUGUUAGCGACAGAUCAAGGGGCUAGUCAGAAUGUCGAUAGGUUAUAAAAUGAAAUUGAAGCGAGCACAUCUCUCUGGGAGCAGGGCACACCAUCUAUUAAAUUGUGGCUCUACUCAAAGUCCAUGCCAGAUAGAAUUCUCACGCCUUGAGCCCAAGAUGGUAACCGAUGUCCGACUUUAUUACCCCGCGAUAUCGUCUCGCUCGCUCGCCCGAUCUGUGCCAAUACGGCGUUGAGCUAUGAGUUGCCUAAAUAUGUGACGCACUUUUUGAGUGUUUUUGUAACGCCCAAAGCAUUAUUCGCUGCAGAUAGGGCGGCAUGCAUAACGGCAGCAGGCGAUAGCGAUUGGUACUUUUUGCGAUAUUGUGACAUGGGACAAUAUAUGGCAUUGCUCAACGGACAGA